AUGCAUCAGGUAAUGCAAAUGUACGAUGCAGAAUUUACAGACGCCCAGUUAUUAAAUCUAGGCGUUUCCGUAGACGAUACGAAGGCUAUCGCCAUUGUAGAGUCCGGUACAACGUUCGUCGGUGGGCACUUUGUGGUCCCUCUGCCAUGGAAGAAGGGUGUCAACUCCGGGAAACUAUGCGUCAGCGCUCUUGAGGUUGAACGGCCUGAAGCGGCGCUUGAUUAA
Messenger RNA from Echinostoma caproni, 225 nucleotides. Lineage: Eukaryota; Metazoa; Platyhelminthes; Trematoda; Plagiorchiida; Echinostomatidae. The record is from the annotation of a GenBank genome assembly.